Molecule: messenger RNA, 1559 nt
Organism: Drosophila montana
Lineage: Eukaryota; Metazoa; Arthropoda; Insecta; Diptera; Drosophilidae
Exons: 3
Coding region: 47-1345 (432 amino acids)
Molecular function (GO): oxidoreductase activity
Source: RefSeq, a predicted model, not a curated record
GUUGUUUGUUUUUAGCACUUUAGAACUUUUUGCCAUAUUCGCCGCAAUGACAUCGUUGACAUUGUGCUGCUCGCGUCGUGCGGUCGCUGCCAACGCCUACGUCAACGCCAAUUGGCGGUUUAUUCAAACACUUCAAAGGCGCCAACAACAACAAUUACAAUUACAACAGCAAUGUAGGCGUUUGAGCGCAGCUGCAACAACAACAGCGCCAAAAACCAAUGCAAAUAACAGCGAACUUGGCAUCUUAUCGCGAAGCAUGUCGUCGAGCUCGUGUCCCAAUCUGGUCGCUGUUGAGGAGUCGCGCCGCUUCAUGAUCGACUGCUUCAAGGCCGUGAAGGUGCCGGAGGCGCAUGCGCGUGCCCAGGCCGAUCUUCUGGUGGCGGCCGAUUAUCGUGGCCACUUUAGCCACGGCAUGAAUCGUCUCGAGAUGUAUAUCAAUGACCUGGCCAUUAAUUCGACAAACGGCGCGGCCGAUCCGAAGGUGCUGAAGGAAACCCCGGCAACGGCCUGGGUGGAUGGCUGCAAUGGCCUGGGCGCUGUCGUUGGCAAUUUCUGCAUGGAUUUGGCCAUCAAGAAGGCCAAAACCGUGGGCGUUGGCUGGGUCUGUAGCCGGGGCUCCAAUCAUUACGGCAUGGCCGGCUGGUAUGCCUUGAGAGCGAUGGAAAACGGUCUGGUGGGCAUGUCCAUGACAAACACAUCGCCAUUGAUGGCGCCCACCGGCGCCAAGGAGUCGGCGCUGGGCACCAAUCCGCUCUCGCUGGGCGCCCCAGCUGGCGACAGCGAUCACUUUCUGCUGGACAUGGCCACCACCGCGGUGGCUGUGGGGAAAAUCGAGAUCCAGAAUCGGAAGGGCGCACCGCUGCCCGACGGCUGGGCCCAGGAUCCCGAUGGCAAGGUGACCAACGAUGCCCAAUUGGCAUUUGCCACCGGCUGCCUGCUGCCGCUCGGAGGCACCGAGCUAACCUCCGGCUACAAGGGCUACGGCCUGGGCGCCAUGGUCGACAUAUUGUCGGGCGUCAUGUCCGGCGCCAAGUACUCGACGCAGGUGCGCAAAUGGACGCACACGGGCGCCAACACAGCCGCCGAUUUGGGACAGCUUUUCGUUGCCAUCGAUCCCAAUUGCUUUGCGCCCGAUUUCGAGGAGCGCAUGCAAGACUUUAACUCGCGUCUGCGAGGCGCCAAGCCGACCGAUCCCAAGAAGCCCGUGCUGCUGGCCGGCGACAAGGAGACGAAGAACAUGAAGGCCGUCGACGAUGCCGGCGGCAUCCAGUAUCUGGAGAACCAGCUGAAGACCUGCGCGUCCCUGGCCGAGAGGCUCAAGAUCAAGCCGCUGAGCUUCAAGUGAGAAGGAGACGGAAUCAUAUCUAGAAAAACGAACACAUAUGCCAUAAACUAAAGCUGCUUUUGCAUUUUUCUUGACCAAAGGAUUUGAUUAGUGCCUAAGUCGAGAACAGUUAACGUUUACAGACUAUACUAGACUCUUUGAUAUAUACAAAUAUAUAUAUUAUGAUAUUAUAUUCUGCAGAGCUAAUAAAAAUAGACUUGAAUUAUGUUUGUUA